AGGAAGAACUCCGUGGUAAAAUACCGUCACAAAUAAGCUCAAUCAAGAAUUCCAAAAAGGAAAAAAAAAACUUUCCCUCUUUCAUCUCAUCCAGAAAUCCAUCACUUCAAUGUAAAUUGUUGUGUUUUUAACAUAAUCCACAUGGAAACUGAUCAAAGAGGACUACUUGCAGAUGAAAAAGAAGAAGAUGAAAUCAGCAGCAAGAAACAGAAGAUAACCCAAAUUGAGCAGCCAGAGAUUUUUAUUGACAAGGUAAAGUUUACUAUUCCUUUAUAACACACAAAGCACAAAGCACAAAGCACAAAGUACAAGUGUUGCUACUGAAAGAAGCAAAGAAGAAACUGAUGGUAAAAUGCCCUUAAGUACAUUUCAUGAGAAAAGACCCUUAUUUGUAAAUGAAUGGCAAAACAUGGAGAAGAAAGAGGCAUUUUUGGGUACUGAUGAAUCUAAAGGCUUGAACUCUAACAUGCACAAAUUCCGAGGAAAAGAACCCUUAGUUUGUAUAGAAUCUUAUUCUAAAGAAACAUCAUGUUUAAAAUCUAAUGUCCAUGGUGGCACAGAAUCAUCUGAUGAAUGUAAUAAAGCCAAGAUAAGCUUAAUUGGCGUGCGAAGGCAAAAGAAUGGGAGGUAUGGUGCUGUGAUUACAGACAAAAUUAGGCAUAAGCAAGUAUGGUUGGGAACUUUUAACACUGUUGAAGAGGCUUCACAAGCUUAUUUGUCCAAGAAGUCUGAGUUUGAGAAAUUAAGCCAGCAGGGUAAUAAGGACAAUGAACCAAAGGAGAAUCUUCAUCAAAUUCAGCUGCUUGAAUCAUCUAUUGUGACAUCCUUGUCUGUGGGAAAUGAUCAAACCUUGGAUACUGCUAGUGUGAGUAGAAUCAAUUCUCACGAAACAACAACACAUAUCAUUGAGGUUCACAGGAACAACUGGUCAGGGAAAGAACCCGAAUCUUCUAAAGAAACCAUAUGUCUAAUGGCUAAUGUACAUGGCACAGAAUCAUCUGAUGAAUGUAAUGCUAGUGCAAGCAAUCCUAAAGCCAAGAUAAGCUUGCUUGGUGUGCGAAGGCAAAAGAAUGGGAGGUAUGGUGCUGUGAUUACAGAUACCACUAGGCAUAAGCAAGUAUGGUUGGGCACUUUUGACACUGUUGAAGAGGCUUCACAAGCUUAUUUUUCCAAGAAGUCUGAGCUUGAGAAUGCAAAAUUAAACCAGCAGCGUAAUGAGGAGAAUACACCAAAGAAGAAUUGUGAUCAAAUUCAGCAGCCUGAAUCACCUGUUGUACUGGCAUCCUUGUCUGUGGCUGAUGUUCAAACCUUAGAUACUGCUAGUGUGGGUAUGAGAAAUGAAAGAAUCGAUUUUCACAGAACAACACAUAUCGUUGGGGUUCAUAAGAGCAAGACGUCAGAGAAAGAACCCGAGUCUUCUAAAGAAACCUCAUGUCUAAUGGCUAAUAUUCAUGGCACAGAAUCUUCUAAUGAGUGUAAUACUACUAAUGUCGGCAAUCCUAAAGCCAACAGAAGCUUGCCUGGAAUCCGAAGGCAAAAGAACGGGAGGUAUGGUGCUGUGAUUAGAGACACAACUAGGCAUAAUCAAGUAUGGUUGGGCACUUUUGACACUGUUGAACAGGCUUCACAAGCUUAUUUCUCCAAGAAGUCUGAGCUUGAUAUUGAGAAAUUAAACCAGCAGGGUAAUAAGGAGAACUGUGAUCAAAUUCAGCAGCCUGAAGCACCUGUUGUGGCAUCCUUGUCUGUGGCUAAUGACCAAACCUUUAAUGCUGCUAGUGUUGGUAGAAGAAAUAAAAGAAUCGAUUCUCACAAAGCAGCAACACAUAUUGUUGGGGUUCACAAGAACAAGAUGUCAGGGAAAGAACUCGAGUCUUCUAAAGGAACCACACGUCUAAUGGAUAAUGUCUAUGGCACAGAAUCAUGUGAUGAGUGUAAUACUACUACAAGUUGUGAUCCUAAAGCCAAGAUAAGCUUAAUUGGAAUCCGAAGGCAAAAGAAUGGAAGGUAUGGUGCUGUGAUUAAAGAUCGAAUUAAGCAUAAGACAGUAUGGUUGGGAACUUUUGACACUGUUGAAGAGGCUUCACAAGCUUAUUUGUCCAAGAAGUCUGAGCUUAAGAAAUUAGGACAGCAGAGUAAUAAGGAGAAUAAACCAAGGAAAAAUUGUGAUCAAGUUCAGCAGUCUGAAUCUCCUCUUGUGGCAUCCUUGUCUGUGGCUAAUCAUGAUCAAUCCUUAAACACUGCUCAAGUGAGUAGAAGAACUAAAAUAAUCGAUUCUCAGAAAAUAACACAUUUCUUUAGGGUUCACAAGAGAAAGAGUUCAGGUAAAUAUACAUCUGAGAUUAGAAACCCCAUCAGUAAGAAAAGAGUUUGGUUGGGGACUUUUGGCACUGCUGAAGAGGCUUCCCGGGCUUAUCAGUCUAAGAAGCUAGAGUUUCAGAGACUAGUCGAUGCAAAGCGACAAUGUGGUAAUGAACAAACUCAUUCUACGCAAGAUGAGAAAUCAGAGAAAUUAGUCAAGGUCAAGUCAGGGCAUGACAAUGUAAAUUGUGAACUCAAAUCAGCUGGUGGAUCAGAAAUUGAUGUUCCAAUCUCGAAUUCAUCAAAUGGCGGAACUGAGCAAAGGAUUGAUUCUCACGAAAUAGGCACUGCUGAAGAAGCUUUCCGUGCUUAUCAGUCUAAGAGAUUUGAUCUUCAGAUCUCAAAGGAGGUCGAGCUGCAAAGAGAGAUGCCAACUGAUUCUAGUGCCAGGGAGAAGCAAGAAGGUCAAGAGGAUAAUGAAGAUUUACGGAUGGGGGAAUGGGUGCAACUUCCAGGUAAUAGGGCAGUCAAAUUUUCACUAAAAUUGGGCUUACCAAUCAUCGACAACUUUGGAUCUCUUUUAGGUGAAUUCAGCACUUUGGAUGAUCUGAGUAUUUGUAAGUGAGGAUGGCAAUUAAACAUAAUUGUACUUUACCUAGCUUACAGUUUGAAAGUUUGUAAAUUGCAAGAAGCUUUUGGGUAGUUAGCAGUUUUAGGACUGUAAGAUAGUAGUAAUAUGUAAGUUUCUGGCUGUAAAAUGUUAAGACUUGUUCUACAUAUUUCAAAUUUUCAUUUAGACUGCCCA
Solanum dulcamara is the source of this 3103-nucleotide messenger RNA. RefSeq lists its product as uncharacterized. Gene Ontology annotation, biological process: regulation of DNA-templated transcription. NCBI's taxonomy places the organism in Eukaryota, Viridiplantae, Streptophyta, Magnoliopsida, Solanales, Solanaceae. The record is from RefSeq and is a predicted model, not a curated record. Gene Ontology annotation, molecular function: DNA binding; DNA-binding transcription factor activity. The coding region runs from base 353 to 2923 and encodes 856 amino acids. The transcript has a single exon.